AUGAAAAGAUGUUCUCCUGUCCUCAACACUGCCAAAGGAGUAGCUGUCGGUGUGGCUACCCUUCCAAUUUGGAGGGACCACAUCAAGACCUUGCUGAACUGGGACACGCCGUCAGCUCCUGAACUCGAGCACGUUCAUAGGCCGACAUAUGCCCUUGGCGAGGAGCUACCGACCGAGCCGGAGGUUCUAGUCUGUAUCCAAAAAAUGAAGAAUGGAAGAUCUGGUGGGGACGACGGGAUUAGCGUAGAAAUGCUGAAACAUCACCCUCCGUCUGGGAUUCGUGAGAUGACAAAGAUCAUCCGUUCAAUAUGGGCUGACGAAAGGAUGCCUGAUUCGUGGAGACACGCUAUCAUAAUUCCCCUCCACAAGAAGUUAUCCGUCACGGAUCCUAGAGACCGACUCAUUAAACAUCGCGAAGAAACAACGCGCGACGAGCAAGCUGGCUUUCGUUCUGGCCGAUCUACGAUUGAUCAGGCGUUCAUCGUCAGGAGAGUGAUCGAAGUGAUGGCAGCGGUACUCGAAGCCACUGCAAUUAGUGUUUCUGGACUUUGA
Molecule: messenger RNA, 552 nt
Organism: Necator americanus (New World hookworm)
Lineage: Eukaryota; Metazoa; Nematoda; Chromadorea; Rhabditida; Ancylostomatidae
Exons: 1
Coding region: 1-552 (183 amino acids)
Source: RefSeq, a predicted model, not a curated record